GGAGGGUGACCGGUGGGUGACCAGCAUACCGUCGCCCAGAGCCUCUCCAGGGACAUCACGGAGCUGCUGCUUCCUGAGCUCGCGCCCGGGACACCGCAGAGACCGCUGUGCCACCGCCUCGAUGACAACGCCUCUGUGUCCGUUUCCGAUUCAGGCUGUCCGGCAGCCCGCGGCCCAUGGCCUCUCCCAGAUAACCAAGAGUCUCUACCUCAGCAACGCUGUGGCAGCCAAGGACAGAUUCAUGCUGUCUACCAACCACAUCACCACGGUCAUCAAUGUGUCGGUGGAGGCGACCGACACGUUCUUCGAAGACAUCCAGUACUUAAAAGUGCCGCUGGCGGAUGCUCCCAAUUCGCGCCUCUACGACUUCUUUGACUUUAUUGCAGAUCACAUCCACAGCGUGGAGAUGAUGCAAGGCCGAACGCUGCUGCACUGCGCUGCCGGGGUGAGCCGCUCUGCCACGUUCUGCCUCGCCUACCUAAUGAAGUACCACUCCAUGUCGCUGCUGGACGCCCACACGUGGACCAAGUCCUGCCGCUCCACCAUCCGGCCCAACAACGGCUUUUGGGAGCAGCUUAUCCAUUAUGAAUUCAAGCUGUUUGGCAAGAACACCGUUCACAUGAUCAGUUCCUCACUGGGGAUGAUUCCCGACAUCUAUGAGAAAGAAAUCUGUUUGAUGAAGCUGAUGGGAGUCAUUCCGGCCAGCCGCUAACUUCUGCUUCAGAUCCUGCACCAACCUUGACUGAGGUGAACAUUAAACUUUUAUUGAUAAAGAAACUAGAAACUCCUUUUUAGAUAGGCAGGCAAAAAGAGGGGAAGGAGGAGGCUGGAGUUCUUAACUUAGUGUGCUUAUCUUUAAAGAAUAAAAUUCAUUAAAUAGAAAAUGGUG
Cervus elaphus (red deer) is the source of this 889-nucleotide messenger RNA. It is a transcript of the gene DUSP21, whose product is annotated as dual specificity phosphatase 21. Bases 122 to 712 code for a protein of 196 amino acids. Gene Ontology annotation, biological process: protein dephosphorylation. Lineage: Eukaryota; Metazoa; Chordata; Mammalia; Artiodactyla; Cervidae. Gene Ontology annotation, molecular function: MAP kinase tyrosine/serine/threonine phosphatase activity. The record is from RefSeq and is a predicted model, not a curated record. The transcript has a single exon.